Messenger RNA from Clarias gariepinus (North African catfish), 2050 nucleotides. It is a transcript of the gene ccdc62, whose product is annotated as coiled-coil domain containing 62. The record is from RefSeq and is a predicted model, not a curated record. NCBI's taxonomy places the organism in Eukaryota, Metazoa, Chordata, Actinopteri, Siluriformes, Clariidae. The coding region runs from base 383 to 1876 and encodes 497 amino acids. The transcript has 15 exons.
UUAAAAAUGCCGUUAGUUUAAAACAGCGAGUUAACUAGUUGUUAACUAGGUUACUGUUUACCGAGUUAUGCCAUUUAAUUCUUGCUUCAGUAUAAAUGUGUAUAAACUCAGGUUCAUACUACUAUUUUAUCUGUUUUUAAUAUAAUUCGUUAACAUUCUAGCACCUAGAGCAGCAUUGUGGCAAUCACAACCUGCUAAUGGGAUGAGAGAGAGCUGAUAAUGUGUAAGUCUACAACUCCAGUUUGUGAAGACAUGAUGGAUGAAGUUAAAGGGAAAGAAAAGUCAAAAGGUUUUGGGAACAGUCUCAUGUCCAAUGAUGGUUUCCUGUUUGACCCCUGGCACAGCACUCCUGUAAAAAAGGUAUGUUAGUAAGACUUGGGACAUGAGGCAGGGUACACCCUGGACAGUGUGCAUGUCUUUGGACUGUGCGAGGGAACCAGAGUACUCGGAGGAAACCCACCAAGCACGGGGAGAACAUGCAAUCUCCAUGCACACAGACCUGAGGCAGAGAAUUGAACCGUUGACCUUGGAGCACACAGAUGAAGGCAGCAUGGCAAGACGGAUUGCAAAGAGCAUGUAUAAUAACUCUGAAACCCAGCAACCAUCUCCCUCUGCCAUGCAGGCAUCUCAGACUCGUGCAACUGAUCUGGAGAUCACAACCAUCCAAAAGCAGAGGAUGGAACUGCAGCUGCUCAUAGCAGAGCUGAAGGACCGCGAUCAAGAGCUUAACAGCAUGGCCGCGGCUCAUCACAGACAGCUGCAGGCUUGGGAGCAGGACCGGCAAAGAGUACUGACUUUGGAGCAGAGGUGUGCACGCCUUGAAGAUGAGCUGCAGAAGCGUAAUGAGGUGAUCCGAGCCAUUAGCAAGCGUUUGAAGAUGGCGGAGGUGCGAGAGCAGGACAGCCGCAAGGAGCUCAGCAGCAUCCAGCAGCAGAUGCAGGAGCUUAGCCAGAGACAUCAGCACAGCAGUCAACACCAUCAAGACCUGGAGGAGAAGAAUCGAAGUCUGAGCUCGAGCAUUCUGUCUCUUUCAUCCCAGCUUGGCCAGCUUCAGGUUCAUGAUGAAGAGCUUAGCUCCACGCUUAAGCUGAAGGACAAAGAUCUGACAGAAGCCACAGAUCGCAUUUUAGAUCUGACCGACCGGCUACGGAAAUCGGAGUUGUCGCUAAAGGAGUGCCAGUCUCGUGAGAGCAAACUGUUACAGGAAACAGAGGAGUACAAGCACCGCUUCAGAGAGGCCAGACGUCAAAACGCUCAACUGAAAGAUGAGUUUCAAGAGAAGACUCUUGAGAACAACAGUCAGAGAGAGGAGCUCAUUCGACUUAGACAAGAGAACCAGCUGCUCAGGAAAGAACUGAUCCUCGCAGAUGAAGGUGAAAGCUGGAGGGAAGAGUUGCUUGCGCUCGCGCGAUCCAAACAAGAACGCACCGGGUCUGAGCUUCUCUGUCUGCGGCAGGUGUGUGAGCACCAACAGAACGACUUACAGCUCUUAAAGCUUAACCUAGAGAGCACCAGAGAGGUAUUAAUGCAGUAUGAAAGUCAAGGGUCACUUGUAAGUCCAGGGGAUGUAACUUGUGUGUAUGUGGACCGCUCUACACCCUCACCACGGAAUAGGACAAUGAGCCCCGGACUUGUAGAGGACACAACACUCAGCAAACAGAAGCAGCAGGGGUUGACCUCAUCCACAUGUCGCUUGCAACGCUUGCUCACGGAGUCACAACAAAUGGUGGCCAGUCUGGAAAACUCAUCUGGGAAGCUUCUAAGUCAUUCCCAAAGCUCUCCAAAUCACAGCUCAAGUCCUGUCCUGAGUUCCACCUCACAUUGUAACAGCCAUCACGUUAGCCGUAACAAUACAGAGAGUUGUGACCAGUUCUAGUCCGCCAGUACUUACCAAGAAGAAAGGCAGCUGAGAAUGGAUGGCUCUCGAGUCCAGAGCGUCAACGGUUCACAGAAAACUGUAGAACAUAGUCAAUAAAUAUUUGUGUAGAAAUCUUUUGGCUUUUGAAAACAAACCAACAUGGACAUCUUCAGUGGAGAGUUCUGUGGAUGA